Messenger RNA from Brassica napus (rape), 3902 nucleotides. Its product is annotated as F-box/kelch-repeat protein At3g17530-like. The record is from RefSeq and is a predicted model, not a curated record. NCBI's taxonomy places the organism in Eukaryota, Viridiplantae, Streptophyta, Magnoliopsida, Brassicales, Brassicaceae. Gene Ontology annotation, molecular function: protein binding. The transcript has 2 exons. The coding region runs from base 1793 to 3238 and encodes 481 amino acids.
CAAUCCAUAAAGGCUUUUUUUCAAUAGGCAAACUAAAUUUUCCUUGCCCUUCUUCACAUAGCCUUCCGGUUGUUCUAUGUAAAUCUCUUCCUCCACAUCACCAUGAAGGAAAACAGUCUUCACAUCCAUUUGCUCAACCUCUAAAUCAAAGCUUGCUGCCAAUCCAAGCACAAUCCGAAUGGAUGACAUUUUCACAACACGAGAAUUAAUUUUUAAAAAAGUUUAUAAGAUUUUUUUACAAAAGCUGUCAUAUCAUCGUUGACACAUAUGGUUGUCAAAAACAUCAUUGUCGACAUAUAUGCCGUCAUUUUCAACCAUGAUGUUGGAAACUAUCAUUAGAGAUUUGUCAAAAUGCAGUCAUUGUUAACGGUUAUGUGAAUGGGUGGGCGUUUAAGUAUCUGUUCGGAUUCGCUUCGAAUCUACUGAGGUUUUGGGUUUUUGGGGUUAGAGAUUAAGACCUAUUUGGAUAUUUUAAAAUUUUGGUACGGGUUCGGUUUUGAUCUUUCCAGGUUUGUUUCGGGUUCGGAUACCCCAUUUAAACUAUUUAUUUUUCUAAAUCCAAAUAUAUUUUUAAAUAAAUAAAAUAAUAUAUAAAUUUGAAUAAUGUAUGUCAAACUACCUAAAAUUAACAUAAAUUUGGUUUGUUUGGAUAUUUUGAUGAAGAAUGAUUAGGUAAUUCAAGUUUUUGGUGUUUUCAGUUAUAUUAGCUGUCCACAUAUUAAACUAAUUUCGGUUUGGGUUUGAUACUAUUUUUUGGUUUGGAUUCGGUUUUCUUCUUCGGAUUCAGGUAUUUUAUUUAUCCCUACUUAUGUGAGAAACCAUCAUCAUCGGUUUGAAACCAUAAUUUUCAAUGCUAGUAUGUUUAAAAUUUUGGAUGCAACUUUUGUUAAUGUAAGAAACAAGACCUUAAUCUGUAUUUUAAGUGAGUAAUAAAUGAUUUUGUCCACAAUUAUAUGUAUAUUAUUUGAUUUUGAGCCAUGUGCUGAACAAGUAUAAAUAUUUUUGAAUAAAAUAAGAGAAGUAAACUAAAAAUAUAGGGUCAAGUAUUCAUAUGUUCGGUUAUUUUAGAAUAUUCAUUCAGGUUUGGUUAUUUUAGAAUAUGUUCGAGUUCGGAUAUCCAAUCUUGCUAAUUCAAUACCCGUUCAGGUAUUUUACUACUUCGGUUCGGAUUUUGGUUCGGGUUUUUCAGGUCGGGUUCGGAUACGAUAUCAUGAAAAGAAACCUAGUUAAAUCCUCUUGUGUUACCAACGGUUCAUUCAGUCCCAUUCCCGCCUCCAUCCAAAAUAUCAACCAUUAAACUUAUCUCGCCUCCCAUUCUCAUCUCUUUGUUGAAUGAAAAGAAAAUCAUUUUAAAAGAAACAAAUAAUUUUUAAAAAAUAUUCUUUUAUCAACAAACCAUUUGUAAAAAAAAUAUUUCUUUCCUUUUCUAAAUAUGCCUAAAUAUUGGUGAGAAGAAUUCACUGUUUCACAAAUAAUCAUUCCUUACUUUAUUCAGCAUAUUUAUUUUGAAAUUAGUCUCCCAUAAAUCUAUAUUUUAAGAUAGAUAUCUUUUCUCCAAAAGAAAGAUAUAAUUUAGAUUUGAAAUUUCCACAAAAUAUGCAUUUCCCUAAAAUACCUUUAACAAUUAUCAUACGACUAAGAUACAAUAGAAGCCCAAUGAAAAACAGUUUUUAGUUACCCUUGUUUUGAUGUUCAAACAAAAAAAAAACAAAAGUUCACCUAGUUUAUAUCCUUUCUCCUAUAUACUUUCUGCCUGGCGAGAUAUUAGGUCAGAAAUCACUACUAGAAGAAGAUGGUGAUGAUAACCGACCUUCCAUUUGAUCUGGAAAAGAAGAUACUCGCCCUUGUUCCGAAAGAGUCUCGACCACAAUGGCAAACUACCUGCAAGAGAUGGUACGCUGUACGCCAAGAUCUACUCUCCAAGAAACACUUGGCUCGAACAGGAAGAGAGUUAAUCUUAUUGUUGAAUACUAAUGUUUUUUCAACAACCAUCAACCUCCAGGGAGUCCAUAACAGCGUUGAUCCGGUGAUGGAGUUCGGAAGCAAACUUGGAUCUUUACAAGAUUCAAAUGAUUUACAAAUCCAUGAUAUUUUCUACUGCAAGGGGUUGGUGCUAUGCACUAUGGUGGGAAAACAAAUGCUCGUGGUUUGCAACCCUAGUAACCGUGAAACUAGGUAUGUCGAACCUAGAACAAGUCAUGGCUGUUCCGAAUAUGCUCUUGGAUACAAAGGCAGCAAGUCUUCAUGUGUUAGUAGCUACAAGAUCUUGAGGUAUUGUCGUUAUUCCGACAAGCAACUGAAGCGUACGGUUUCCGAGUUUGAACUGUAUGACUUUAUGUCUGACUCAUGGAGGGUUUUAGAUAUUGAUGAGCACGAUUGGGAAAUAACGGCUCGUGGCGUCUCUGUGAAAGGAAACACUUACUGGGUUGCUAAAAAGAAGAAGGACCAGUUCAUACUCAGUUUUGAUUUCAGUAGAGAGAGAUUUGGGCUUCUCCCUCUUCCGUAUGAGAGUGUUGGCCCUGAAGAUUUCAUUAAUAAUAAGUAUGACGAUACAGCUGUUCUGUCAGUUGUUAGAGACGAACAACUCUCGGUGUUACAUCAAUAUCUUCAUGUGUAUUCAUCAGAGAUGAAGAUAUGGGUAAGCAAUACAAUUGACACCAAAAAGGUGUCGUGGAGUGAGUUCUUGGUAGUGGACGUAGUGCUGUUAAAUAUUGUUAGUUUCGUCUUGGAAGAGGAGCAUAAAGUGGCAGUGUGUUGUAGUAAAGGCAAGGAUGAUCCUGAUGAUGAGGAUGAUCCUAACGAUGAGGAUGAUCCUGAUGAUGAGGAUGAUCCUGAUAAUGAGGAUGAUCCUGAUGAUGAGGAUGAUCCUGAUGAUGAGGAUAAUCCUGAUGAUCCUGAUAAUGAGGAUGAUCCUGAUGAUGAGGAUGAUCCUGAUGAUGAUGGUAAAGAAGAGCGCACCAGCAUUUCAAUUAUUGGAAAGAAUAUACAAAGUCUUGUUUAUGAUGAAGGGGCUAUAGAUGGAUCAUGGCCUCAUCUCAUGAAUUACGUUCCAAACCCGGUUCAAAUUUUAAGGAAGGGUACGCGCAAAAGCAAAAGGAAACGAACUACAAGGAGUUAUGAACCGGAGGGCAGUUCGGCAAGAAGCGUUGAGGAAACGAAAGUGACACCAAUAGACAAAGCUAAACGAGUUUUUAGGGUUGCUUUGAAUGUCCCAAAAGAGUUUAGGAAACGAGAGUGAAACCAUGCCUAAAGCAUAUCGAAGUACUCCUGCUGUUGCUUUGAAUGUCCCAAAUAUUUCUAUCUUUUCUUCUCUUUUUUUUGGACAAUCCUAAAGGUUGUAAUAAAUUGAACGCAUAUUGAAGUUUAUUAUCUUAUUUUGACUCUUAAAAUCAGAGUGAAUGCAAUGGCUUUGUAUUUCAUUGAGGAUCUAUAUUGAUUUUAUUUAUCGGUGAUUACUAUCAGUAUCGAAUAUACAUCAGAUAAAUGCGAAUGAAACACACACUAACUGUAGUUGAACCUUCUUCAAGGACCAAGGGAAGAUUUUUUUCUAGUUGAGACAAUAGAAAUAUUGCUUAGUAAAACGCUCCAUCAACACCACAACUUUGUGGCUUAACUGUAAAGCUUCGACAAGUAAUGGUUUUUGCGGUUGUUUACGGUAUUAACACGAACUCAAAACCUCAUUCUAGUCUCGUAUAUGCGUAAUUUAAGGGACUACUCUAGAAAUAUUCUUGACAAUUAACCAUUAUGCACUCAACACUUAUUUGUUUGUCCAUACGUAUGGCUUUUAUAUCCAAGAAAAUGGCCUUUUCUUGCGUUACAAGAAACAUGUUUUCGAUUUUAUCUCUUCUCGUUUUGAUUCUAUAUAUUUAAUGGAAUAAACUAUUAAAUGUCAUUGACUCUGG